This is a messenger RNA of Cantharellus anzutake, 309 nucleotides long. RefSeq lists its product as uncharacterized. The transcript is spliced from 3 exons. Bases 1 to 309 code for a protein of 102 amino acids. NCBI's taxonomy places the organism in Eukaryota, Fungi, Basidiomycota, Agaricomycetes, Cantharellales, Hydnaceae. The record is from RefSeq and is a predicted model, not a curated record.
AUGAAUAAGGACAAUGACUUGAUGUACACAAAAUCACAAGCAACUGCACAAGAGGUCUUUGAGAGCUAUGUUAAAGCCAGCAGUGGAGUAUACUGCUGGGAUGACAACAAAGUCAAGGGUUUCAACAGAAAUCAUGCUUACAACAAUGCAGGAGGACCUCAACUUGGGGUGGGGCAACAAUGUCUAGAAGACAUCAAGCAGGUUAUUCCAAGAGAAGUCUUUACAAAAGUGUCAGGGCAUGGCCUAACUGGCUACCGUGACUCCCUAUGCCAGAAGGGAGUUGCCAUAAGACGAUCUGGAGUGAUCUGA